This is a messenger RNA of Parathielavia appendiculata, 858 nucleotides long. RefSeq lists its product as uncharacterized. The transcript has a single exon. Gene Ontology annotation, biological process: protein phosphorylation. The record is from RefSeq and is a predicted model, not a curated record. Gene Ontology annotation, molecular function: ATP binding; protein kinase activity. The annotation marks the transcript as partial. Lineage: Eukaryota; Fungi; Ascomycota; Sordariomycetes; Sordariales; Chaetomiaceae.
CCCCUAAGAGUGAAGCGCGUCAUUGAGUCGGGAACCAGUGCAUGUAUUGGUGAGGUGGACAAUUCCACCGUCUUGAAGUAUCCCCUGACCGCCGGCGAUGACCUAGAGCGUCAGGAGGCCGAGAGAAAGAUUCUGGAAGCCAUUCCCCCGCAUAAGAACGUCUUGGGUUUCAAAUGCUCUACCGACGCGGGAAUCUAUUUGGGACGCGCCCCGAACGGCACUGUCGCGGAAUACAUCCUCAAGUCAGGUAAGCGGCUCUCCCUCCAGCAGCGGCUGGCCUGGUGCCGCGAGACCGCCGAGGCAGUCGCCUGGACCCACGCUUACCGCGUCCUCUCCUGCGACAUCCAGCCCAUCAUCCUGCUCCUCGACAGUGCCCUGCAUGUCAAGCUCUCCAAUUUCCAGUGCAAGCUUUUGGCUGACGAUGGUACAGUGUUCGUCGACGGCUAUAGUAUGGAGCUCUACCCCUUCUCGCUACCCGGGGACGACUUCCGCGCCGACGUUAAGACGGACCUGUUCGCGCUGGGUUGCACGAUCUAUUCCAUCCUGCUGGGCCACACCAUCUUCCCAGAGAUCGGCGAUAGGGAUGAGGAGACUUGGGAGAAGGUGGAAGAGAGGCUCGGAAAGAAGGAGUGGCCUCGGGAACCGCAUAUAUGCAGUGCCAUCACCGUGAAAUGCUGGGAGCAGCAGUACGAAUUCAGGGGAGAGGUGGUUUGGGAUCUCGAGGCUAUCGGACCGGGAACACGGGGCGUCGUCUGCCGCGUCGAUGCCGAGCUCGGGGUUUGGCGAGCUGGCAGGCAGGAGACAACAAGCUGGCAGAUGGACCACAGUAGUCUCAAGUCGACACUGUGGUUUGUCUGA